This is a messenger RNA of Talaromyces marneffei, 1494 nucleotides long. RefSeq lists its product as uncharacterized. The transcript is spliced from 7 exons. Gene Ontology annotation, biological process: carbohydrate catabolic process. Bases 1 to 1494 code for a protein of 497 amino acids. The record is from RefSeq and is a predicted model, not a curated record. Gene Ontology annotation, molecular function: calcium ion binding; alpha-amylase activity. Lineage: Eukaryota; Fungi; Ascomycota; Eurotiomycetes; Eurotiales; Trichocomaceae.
AUGAAGCUGUCGCUCAUCACAAGCGCCACAGUUGCAGGUCUUUUGGCACAGGUUGUCAAAGCUGCAACCCCGGAUGAAUGGCGCUCACAAUCUAUUUAUUUCCUUCUCACUGAUCGAUUUGCUCGAACGGACAAUUCGACCACUGCAGAGUGCGAUCUUCAAGCACGCCAAUACUGCGGAGGAUCAUGGCGAGGAAUUAUCAACCAGUUAGAUUAUAUCCAGAACAUGGGAUUUACGGCCAUUUGGAUCACUCCUGUUACUGAGCAGCUACCUCAAUCUACUGGAGAUGGAACGGCUUUUCACGGCUACUGGCAACAAGACAUUUACUCUAUCAAUUCGAACUACGGUACAGCGGAAGACUUGAAAGCUUUGUCUACAGCUCUCCAUGCUCGUGGUAUGUACCUCAUGGUUGACGUCGUGGCAAACCACAUGGGCUACGCUGGUGCUGGCACAGACGUAGACUACUCUGUUUUCAAUCCUUUCAACAGCCAAAGCUACUUCCAUCCUUACUGCCCAAUCAUCAAUUACUCCAACUUUACCAUGGUUGAACAAUGCUGGGAAGGCGACAAUACUGUCUCGCUUCCAGAUCUCAAUACCGAAAGCACAGAGGUGCAGAAUAUCUGGUACAGCUGGAUUCCGGAAUUGGUCUCAAACUACUCCAUUGAUGGUCUCCGCCUUGACUCGGCGCUAGAAGUUCAAAAGGACUUUUGGCCAGCCUGGGUCAAGGCAGCUGGCGUCUACUGCGUUGGCGAAGUCUUCAAUGGCGACGCAACCGUAGCAUGCCCGUACCAAAACUAUCUCGACGGAGUCCUCAACUACCCAACGUACUUCCCCAUGAUUCGCGCCUUUGAGAGCACUAGCGGCAGCAUUUCAGACUUGUAUAACAUGGUCAACACCGUCCAAUCCGACUGCAGCGACUCAAACUUGCUAGGCACCUUUUCUGAGAACCACGACAACCCGCGAUUCGCAAGCUACACCUCGGACUUCUCACUAGCCAAAAAUGUGCUUGCUUUCACACUCUUGUCAGACGGUAUUCCCAUUAUUUAUGCUGGUCAGGAACAGCAUUACAAUGGUGGCAGUGAUCCUAAUAACCGUGAAGCGACUUGGUUGAGUGGGUUCGAUACUUCUGCUGAGCUUUAUCAAUGGGUUGCGCAAAUGAACAAAAUCCGAAACUUUGUUAUUAAACAGGACACUGGAUACACUACUUACAAGUCCUCCCCAAUCUACCAAGAUAGCAACAAUAUCGCCCUCCGCAAAGGCAGCACCGGAAGCCAGGUCGUCACCGUGUUCUCAAACUCUGGCUCAAGCGCCGGUUCCUACAGCUUGAAAAUCUCCGGAACAGGUUUUAACGCUGGGCAGGUGAUUACCGAGUUGAUCACUUGCACAAACGUUACUGUUAGCGACUCUGGUGAUAUCUCCGUUCCGAUGGCCGGCGGAUUGACCAGCGUGUUGUACCCUGCUUCUAAGCUCGUUGGGGAUGGACAUCCUUGUUAG